Messenger RNA from Adineta steineri, 1053 nucleotides. Lineage: Eukaryota; Metazoa; Rotifera; Eurotatoria; Adinetida; Adinetidae. The record is from the annotation of a GenBank genome assembly.
AUGUGGUGCUACAUUAAAAGUCUAAAAUAUUGUAUUUGUGUUAUUAUUGAUAUAAUUCAAGUUAUUCUACAAGCAAUUAGUCAUUAUGUUUUUUCAAUCACAGAAAAAAAUAUUCGAAAUGAAAUUGUACUUAUUACAGGUUCAGGAAGAGGUUUAGGUCAAGAAAUGGCUCUUUUAUUUGCUAAACGAGGUGCAGUGGUGAUUUUAUGUGAUAUUGAUGAAACUGGAAAUGCACAAACAGCUGAAUUAAUAUCCCAAGAAUUUCCAUCAACACUUCAUCAUGAAAAACGUGUAUUUGCAUAUACAUGUGAUAUUGGAAAUCAAGAUGAAGUACAUAAACUUGUAGAAAAAAUUCAAACAGAUGUUGGUGAUAUCACUAUGUUAGUGAAUAAUGCAGCAAUUUUGUCGUCAAAAUCUAUUGUGGAUAUGAGUGAAGAAGAAUUUUCACGAUGUUUAAAUGUUAAUCUAUUUGCAGCUUAUUGGUUAAUUCGUCAAAUUCUUCCAUCAAUGAUGCGACAUAAUCAUGGACAUAUAAUAACCAUGCUUGGUUCGACAGCUGUUUUUGGCUUAGGAAAUUUUUCUGAUAUUUGUACCGCUAAAUUUGGUCUUGUCGGUCUUAUGGAAAGUAUUGAUCAUGAGUUAACUUUAGGUGGUUAUGAUGGUAUAUAUACAACUGCAGUUGUAUCUCAUUAUCUUAUGACACAUCUAUAUCAACUGGCUAAAACACGUUUUACUCCAGUUCUUCCACCUCUUACACUUGAUUAUGCAGCAAAAAAGAUUAUGCAUGGAAUUUUGAUAAAUCGUAAAUUUGUUUGUGUACCACGUUUAUAUUAUUUAAUACCAUUUGUAAAAGGUUUACUACCUUCUCGUGCUUUUCUCAUUCUUCUCAAUACACUAAUCAAUCCAAAAAUAUCGGUUUAUGUUCGACAAGAAUCUUAUGAUCAAUGUAAGAGACGUAGUUCAAUAUCACCACCACCAUGUGCUCAUCAAUUAAAUGGUACUCAUCAUCAUCAUAUACAUCGACAACGUACUCAUGCCAGUGCAUGUGACUAA